Messenger RNA from Nerophis ophidion (straightnose pipefish), 4044 nucleotides. It is a transcript of the gene cratb, whose product is annotated as carnitine O-acetyltransferase b. Gene Ontology annotation, cellular component: peroxisome. Gene Ontology annotation, molecular function: carnitine O-acetyltransferase activity. The record is from RefSeq and is a predicted model, not a curated record. Lineage: Eukaryota; Metazoa; Chordata; Actinopteri; Syngnathiformes; Syngnathidae. Bases 294 to 2156 code for a protein of 620 amino acids. The transcript is spliced from 15 exons. Gene Ontology annotation, biological process: carnitine metabolic process, CoA-linked.
UUUUUUUAUAUAUACGGAAGCAUUGUGACGUCACCGCAUGUGCUUGUAUUGAGUCAGUUCACUACGUGAGAGUUUGCAUGCUCGCUCUCUGGAAGCAACAAGAACGUCGAGGGUGGUAUGUUCAGUGUUGUUGUGAGUUUAUCUACUUCUUGAACUGGACUCUAGUUGGUCGAUGAGGACUUUUGUGUCGGAGCCGCGAUGGCCCACAGCUGACUUUUGACGCUCUGAACCCUGAAGUGUGCGAGGAAUCCAUGACAAGGAGUGCACAAAACAAACCGGAGUCUUGAAGAAACAUGAUUUACUGCAAAAUUCAUCCUGGAGCCUGCAGAACUUGGCUGACUCGUGUAAGAAACGUAACGUCCAGGCAGGAGCGGAGUUUUUCCACCUUUGUGGGCCCGCAGCCGGUGCCCCCUCUGGGUCAGACCCUGCAGGGCUACCUGAGAGGCCUGGAGCCACUGUUGCCACCCGAUGAGCUCAACCACACCCACAGGAUGGUGCAGGACUUUGGUCGCCCCGGUGGUCUGGGUGCACAGCUCCAGAGGGGCCUGGAGAGGAGAGCCCGGCACACCAAAAACUGGAUCUCAGACUGGUGGGUCCAGUGGGCUUACUUGGAGAGCCGGUUGCCUCUGCCUGUGCACUCCAACCCGGCCAUCUCCCUCCCCAGGAGGGAUUAUAAUGGUUGGAGGAGCCAAUUGUUGUUUGCAUCCAAACUGAUUGCAGCGGUACUUGACUUUAAGGCCAAAAUGGACAAUGGCCAGCUGCCAGUGGAGUACAUGCGAGGCAUGCCUCUCUGCAUGGACCUCUACCCCCUGCUCUUCUCCUCAUGUCGCAUCCCGGGGCCCAAGCACGACUACAUCGCCCACCAUGGGACCCCCCGCCGGUCACCAACACACAUCACUGUGGUCCGGAACUAUCAGUUCUUCCAACUGGACGUGUACAAUAGCGACGGUUCCCGUCUGACAGAGAGUCAAAUCCACGGGCAGCUGUUGAGGAUCAGGUCUCAGUCCUGGAAGACAGACAAGGAGCCGAUGGGCAUCCUGACCAGCGAGCACCGCCACACAUGGGGACAGGCCUACAACCGCCUGCUGGGAGAUAAACUCAACCAGGAAUCGGUGUGGGCAAUAGAGAAGGGACUCUUUUCUCUCUGUCUGGAUUCUCCUGUCAUGAGGAUAUCGGAUGAGAAGUACGCCAGUCGUAAAGCAGCUCAGGUCCUGCAUGGAGGCGGGACCUUCUCCAACAGUGGCAACCGCUGGUUUGACAAAACUCUACAGUUUGUGGUGGGCGAGGACGGCUCCUGGGGUCUUCUGUAUGAGCAAGCCACAGCUGAAGGUCCGCCCAUAGCAACCCUGCUGGAUUACAUCCUGCACUACUGUGAGCAUCCCGAUCCAAAAAGAGCGCCGCUCGUCCCCCUUCCAAUGCCCAAGAAGCUUUACUUCCACAUCGAUCGAGAAAUCAAGAGAGACAUUGAACAUGCCAAGCAGAACCUUGAUAUACUGAUUAAUGACCUGGAUGUCAACGUGUUUAACUUCAAGAGGUUUGGCAAAGAUCUUCCCAAGCAGCAAAACCUGAGUCCAAACUCCUUCAUCCAGGUGGCCCUUCAGCUAGCCUACUACAGAGUUCACAACGAGGUGUGUCCCACGUGCGACAUUGCAUCUCAGAGGAUGUUUCGAAAAGGAAGGACCGAGUACAUCCGCUCGCCCACCAGCCAGACUCUUCGAUUCAUCCUUGCCUUCGUCGAUCCAUCUGCGUCGCGCGAAGCCAAAGUCCAGCUGUUCAGAGAAGCCGUUGAAGCAUACUCAGCUUUGACUUCCCAGGUUCUUAAAGGACAUGGUAUAGACCGCCACCUUCUGGGCCUGAAGCUGCAGGCCAUCGAAGAGGGAUGGAGCGUCCCCAAGAUCUUCAUGGAUACUGCCUAUGGUCUGGCAACACACUGGAAACUCCGAACCGGCCAGGUGCCUGCGAGUACAGACAGUGUGAUGUGUUUUGGACCCCUAGUUCCUGACGGUUACGCCGUAUGUUACAACCCACAGUCAGACCACGUCCACUUUUCCAUAACCGCCUUCAACUGCUGCGAGGAGACGAAUGCGGAAAAAUUGGGUGUGGCCCUGAAGGACACCCUGUGCCAACUACAGGAGUUACUGCACCCUACUGUGUAGAGCCAAAUGCAUUGACUACUUAAAUAUUGAAAGAAAAUUUUUCAAGAUCACGUGAAAUUGCUUAUGGAGAAUUUUUUUUUUUUUUUUAUGCAUGCCACUCAUUUACAAGCAAGAUUUACAUUCUUAGUACAAAACUACAAGACAAAACAAAAAUCAAAGCCACCUGACACUCCAGUAUUAAUCACAGCCAAAGCUUUUGUAUAUAUGUUGCCAUAUUACCACCAUUUAUCAAUAAAUAUGUUGCCGGGAGAAAGAAAUCAUUUGUAGGUUAAUCAGUUUGUGUUUGUAAAGGACCAAAAGAUGGGAGAAAAAAUGUUGACAGUCACAUAUAUGUUUGGUGCUUGAGUAGAUGUAGUGAUACAUUUGUGCUCAACUUAAUAAAGGUCAUGAACUGCAUUGGCUCGGUUUUUGUUGGCGCUGUUUGGUCGAAUCUUAGCCGAAUUGACAACAUGCCUUUAUGGGCUCAAUGCUUUGUGGAUUGGAGCAAAGUCAUCUUGGAGAACUUUUAAACCAGUGAAGUUUUGUAUGUUGUGUACAUCGUAAAUAAAAACAGAAUACAAUAAUUUGCAAAUCCUUUUUAACCUAAAUUCAAUUGAAUAGACUGCAAAGACAAGAUACUGUUGUGUUCAGAGAAGGGAAGGAGGCGACAACCAGGGCAGAACUGCGGUUUUCAAGGUUUAUUUUAAACGUGGCGCGUGUAUGCUACACUAUGUGUAUGAAUGUAGACUAUGUGUAAUAUUAGUAAUGUAUAUGUUAACAAGGGUUGUUGUCUGUGAGUGUUGAUUGACUCUUUCGUCGAAUCACGAGGGACAAGGCUAGGAGGCAGUUCGUGGACAGACAAGAGGUCGUGGGCAUGAGCGAGGCAUCGUGGUCUGGGUCCGAGCAGGGAUGGUCGUGGAUCGAGUAGGGCAGUCAGGAAUCCGGAUGAAUAUCGAGUGACUUGGCAUGAUCACGGAAGACAGGGGAGUCACUGUGAAAACACAAAGGAACAUUAACCAGCAAAGCAAAGGCGAGGAAACCACGGGGAAGGGAAUGCGAGAUGUGAUGCUUACGGGAAGGUUAGCGACAUUCUGGCAAAGGUUCCUCGGGUCUGCUGGUCUUUAUGGUGCUCCCCUUCAUUAAGUCCAGGUGUGUUGAUUCUUGAUUGAGUGCAGGCUCGUUGCUGCGUGGUCGUGCUGCGCUCAGCACGAGCGAGGGCGUGUCUGAUCGCGCUGUCAGCAGAGGCGCACGCAGCUCCAGCCGCCGAGGAAACGCUGGUUUGACUCUGCGUCAUGACAGUUACUUAACGUUCCAACUUGUAAACUUAGUUAUUUUUUGCAAAUAUUAGCUCAUUUGGAAUUUUGAUGCCUGCAACAUGUUUCAAAAAGGCUGGCACAAGUGGCAAAAAAUACUGAGAAAGUUGAGGAUGGCUCAUCAAACACUUAUUUGGAACAUCUCACAGGUGAACAGGCUAAUUGGGAACAGGUGGGUGCCAUGAUUGGAUAUAAAAGCAGCUUCCAUGAAAUGCUCAGUCAUUCACAAACAAGGAUGGGGCGAGGGUCACCACUUUGUGAACAAAUGCGUGAGCAAAUUGGCGAACAGUUUAAGAACAACAUUUCUCAAUGAUCUAUUGUAAAGAAUUUAGAGAUUUCACCAUCUAUGGUCUGUAAUAUACUCAAAAGGUUCAAGGAAUCUAUAAAAAUCACUGACGUAACAUUGAAUGCCCGUGACCUUGGAUCCCUCAGGCCAGGAGUAGGGAACCUAUGGCUCUCGAGCCAGAUGUGGCUCUUUUGAUGACUGCAUCUGGCUCUCAGAUAAAUCUUGGCUGACAUUGCUUAACUGAAAUGUAAAAAAAUAGUUCAGCUGGUGGUAAUCACAGUGUUAAAAAUAAAAUUCAAAUUAUAAAACA